ACCUGAGGAAUGGAAGAAGGGAGCGGAGGCCCUGAAGGGGCUUUUGUGCGGAGUGGGCCAUCCGCGAAGCUCUGUUAAGGUGGCCAGAACUGCGGUGGAGAGAAACUCAGGGGCUACCACUGGGCACUUGGGUGCAGGAGGCAGAAACCAGACUGGCAGCGUGCACCCCGGCCGGGCCACGCGCGCGCCUUCUCCGAAUCCGCCCGAAGGUGCAGAAACUCACUGCGGAGGUGGAAGGCAGGCAUGCGAGGACUCGCGCUGCGCUUUCCCCCCUCCCUCCCUCCAGCCGGCGAGCCGGGGAGCCUAGCGACGGGACAGAGACGCAGAGCGGCGAGGAAGGUGCGUGCAAGGUGCGUGCUCGCGCCCGCGUUCCCUCCAAGCGAGCCCCCCUUUCUUGGGUCGGUCACGCGGCGGGCGGGAGCGUGGGCGGGGGGCGGUGCGCGCGCGCGGCCUCUUCCACUCCCCGGGGAGCCCCCUCCCUUCUCCACGCGCCCCUCCUCCCUUCCCCUCCCCCUGCCCGCGCAGCGCCCCACGGCCUGCGAGCUGCUGAAGCGCUGCCGUCUGCUCGGACGACGCUGCGCUCCCCGGGGCGUGCUCCUACCUGCCAGGCGCGGCCUCCAGCGGGCUCACCCACUGCGCGACGCCUCCUCCAGGCCCAGUACCCUGUGCCAACCCCGUGGCCGCCGCUGCCCCCGCCGGGACCGAGAUUUCAUCCUGAUGGCUGACUCUAAACCACUCCCCUCCCUUGACUGGGACCCCGUGGCUGCGGAAGCCUUGCUCCGGGACGUGUUUGGGGUUGUUGUGGAUGAAGUCAUCUGGAAAGGGACCAGUGCUUCCGAGAAGGUCUGCGAGUGGAAGGAGCCGGAGGAGCUGAAGCAGCUGCUGGAUUUGGAGCUGCGGAGCCAGGGGGAGUCAAAGGAGCAAAUCCUGGAGCGGUGCCAGGCUGUGAUCCGCUACAGCGUGAAGACCUGUCACCCUCGCUUCUUCAACCAGCUCUUCUCAGGGUUGGAUCCCCAUGCCCUGGCUGGGCGCAUUGUCACCGAGAGCCUCAACACCAGCCAGUACACUUACGAAAUCGCCCCCGUGUUUGUCCUCAUGGAAGAAGAGGUGCUGAGAAAGCUCCGGGCGUUGGUGGGCUGGCGCUCUGGGGAUGGGGUCUUCUGCCCUGGUGGCUCUAUCUCCAACAUGUAUGCGGUGAACCUGGCCCGCUAUCAGCGCUUUCCCGAUUGCAAGCAGAAGGGUCUCCGGGCACUGCCACCCCUGGCCCUCUUCACAACGAAGGAGUGUCACUACUCCAUCAAAAAAGGAGCUGCUUUCCUGGGACUUGGCACCGACAGUGUCCGAGUGGUCAAGGCAGAUGAGAGAGGGAAGAUGAUCCCUGAGGAUCUGGAGAGGCAGAUCAGCCUGGCCGAAGCUGAGGGUGCUGUGCCGUUCCUGGUCAGUGCCACCUCUGGGACUACUGUUCUGGGGGCCUUUGAUCCCCUGGAAGCAAUUGCUGACGUGUGCCAGCGUCGUGGACUGUGGCUGCACGUGGACGCCGCCUGGGGUGGAAGCGUCCUGCUGUCACAGACACACAGACAUCUCCUGGAUGGGAUCCAGAGGGCUGACUCCGUGGCCUGGAACCCCCACAAGCUCCUCACAGCAGGCCUGCAGUGCUCAGCUCUCCUUCUCCGUGACACUACGAAUCUGCUCAAGCGCUGCCACGGGUCCCAGGCCAGCUACCUCUUCCAGCAGGACAAGUUCUACGACGUGGCCCUGGACACGGGAGACAAGGCGGUGCAGUGUGGCCGCCGGGUGGACUGUCUGAAGUUGUGGCUCAUGUGGAAGGCACAGGGCGGGCAAGGGCUGGAGCGGCGUGUCAACCAGGCCUUUGCCCUUGCCCGAUACCUGGCGGAGGAGAUGAAGAAGCGGGAAGGAUUUGAGUUGGUCAUGGAGCCAGAGUUUGUCAAUGUGUGUUUCUGGUUUGUGCCUCCCAGCCUGCGGGGCAAGCAGGAGAGUCUGGAUUACAGUGAAAGGCUGGCUAAGGUGGCCCCAGUACUCAAGGAGCGCAUGGUGAAGGAGGGCUCCAUGAUGAUCGGCUACCAGCCCCAUGGGACCCGGGGCAAUUUUUUCCGCUUGAUCGUGGCCAACCCCGCGCUGACCCAGGCCGACAUGGACUUCCUCCUCAACGAGCUGGAGCGGCUAGGCCAGGACCUCUGAGUCCUCCUUUCACUGCUGGCCUUGACCCUCCUUCCUCCGCUCUGGCUCUGCGGACCCCUCCCCCUGUUCCCAGACCAAUCUUUUUAGGAAACAGAGUGGCUGUAAUAAUGUUUAUAUCCUUUGACCUACUAACUCUCCUCUUAAAUAUGUGAUAUUAGGAGAAUGUUUAAUGAACUACAGUAUAUUCUUAUGAUAGAAUGUUAGGCUGCCUUCAGAAUUAUGUUUACAAAAAGGGUGUUUAUUGAUAUGAGAAAAAUAAUUUUAAUAUAAUGUUGAAAAAUCUGGAUAUAGUACUUUAUAUAUUAUAAUAUCUGAGCUAUAUUAAAACAUACAUAGAAAAAGACUGAUGAAAUAUGCCAAAACGUUAAUAGUUUUACCUCAAAUGGUAUUACAGGCACUUUAGAAAUUAACUUCUUACUCUGGCCGGUAUGAGUUGGUUGGGCAUUGUCCCAUGUACCAAAAGGUUGCAGGUUUGAUUCCUGGUAGGGGGUGUGCAGGAGGCAGCCGAUCGAUGUUAUGCUCUCACAUGAAUGUCUCUCUCUCUCUCCCUCUCUAAAAAGUAAAAAUAAAUUUAACUUUUCAUGCCUUUUGUGCUCCCUCCUUUUAUCAUAAAAUGAAUAUGCAUUACUCUUACAAUAGAAAAAUGAUAAAGUUAAAAUUUCAACUAUA
Molecule: messenger RNA, 2868 nt
Organism: Myotis daubentonii (Daubenton's bat)
Lineage: Eukaryota; Metazoa; Chordata; Mammalia; Chiroptera; Vespertilionidae
Gene: CSAD
Product: cysteine sulfinic acid decarboxylase
Biological process (GO): carboxylic acid metabolic process; taurine biosynthetic process
Cellular component (GO): cytoplasm
Molecular function (GO): sulfinoalanine decarboxylase activity; pyridoxal phosphate binding
Source: RefSeq, a predicted model, not a curated record